Molecule: messenger RNA, 1303 nt
Organism: Telopea speciosissima
Lineage: Eukaryota; Viridiplantae; Streptophyta; Magnoliopsida; Proteales; Proteaceae
Product: E3 ubiquitin-protein ligase SINAT5-like
Exons: 3
Coding region: 124-1062 (312 amino acids)
Biological process (GO): ubiquitin-dependent protein catabolic process; multicellular organism development
Cellular component (GO): cytoplasm
Molecular function (GO): ubiquitin protein ligase activity; protein binding; zinc ion binding
Source: RefSeq, a predicted model, not a curated record
GAGGACGAAGGGAUGACAUAGAAGAGGAAGAAUCUAGAGAAAAGAAGAAAACCCAGAACAACAACUCGUUAGCAUUUAUAUUUUUCUGCAUUAGUUUCUCUUUGGCUUUUUAUACUUGUAUGAAUGGAAUUGGAUAGCAUUGAAUGUAUAUCGUCCUCGGACGGGAUCGACGGGGAAGAGAUCCAUCAUCAUCAGUUCUCGACCAAGACCCAUAACAAUAUCGUCUCCCCGGUGAUAUCUCCGGCCACCAGCGUCCAUGAAUUGCUCGAGUGCCCCGUCUGCACCAAUUCAAUGUACCCACCUAUCCAUCAGUGCCACAAUGGCCACACACUGUGCUCCACCUGUAAAACAAGAGUGCACAAUCGGUGUCCUACUUGUAGACAGGAACUUGGAGACAUCAGGUGUCUAGCUUUGGAGAAGGUGGCCGAGUCACUUGAACUACCCUGCAAAUACUGCUCCCUGGGUUGCCCGGAGAUCUUCCCCUACUACAGCAAGCUUAAGCAUGAAGCACAGUGCAACUUUAGACCAUACAACUGCCCAUAUGCUGGAUCAGAGUGUUCUGUUGUGGGGGAUAUCCCUUUUCUUGUUAACCAUUUGAGGGAUGAUCAUAAGGUUGAUAUGCACACUGGAUGCACAUUCAAUCAUCGCUAUGUCAAGUCUAAUCCCCGUGAAGUUGAAAAUGCCACCUGGAUGCUUACUGUCUUCAAUUGUUUCGGUCAGUACUUCUGCCUGCACUUUGAAGCCUUCCAGCUUGGCAUGGCUCCCGUGUACAUGGCAUUCCUCCGUUUUAUGGGUGAUGAGAAUGAGGCUCGCAAUUUUAGCUACAGCUUGGAGGUUGGGGCAAAUGGCCGUAAACUCACAUGGGAGGGCACACCACGGAGCAUUCGCGAUGGCCACCGGAAGGUCAGGGACAGCCAUGACGGCCUCGUUAUUCAACGGAACAUGGCACUUUUCUUCUCUGGUGGAGACAGGAAGGAAUUGAAGCUACGGGUUACAGGGCGUAUCUGGAAGGAGCAACAGAACUCUGACGCUGGCGUGUGCAUUCCCAAUCUUUGUAGCUGAAAUGUGAUUAACAGUCUCAUUGUGUUAUGCUGGGGUUGCAUACCCAUUCUUUGUAGUUUUGAGACUCAUGGGACUACAGUUCUACGCUUCUACUGGUUCUUGGUCGUGUGCGUCCAAAUCCUAUGCUCCUCUGUCUCUCUCUCUGCGUGUUGUAUGUGUGCCAACUUUUCUGGUAGCUUAAUUAUGUACAAGAUGCUGGGGAAUCGUGAAAGGUUUAUAGAUGUGAGAGGUUUGUUCUUCA